Gongylonema pulchrum is the source of this 939-nucleotide messenger RNA. Lineage: Eukaryota; Metazoa; Nematoda; Chromadorea; Rhabditida; Gongylonematidae. The record is from the annotation of a GenBank genome assembly.
CUGGAUACAAACUACGGAUUUCGCAAAGUUCGAGCCGUUGCUCAAAAUUACACGAUUGACACAUCACGAGCGAAAACGAACAAACAGGUCGUCUCACUCUGCGCUGCAAAACUUGGCCUUCAGGAGUAUCCUGACGGACGAGACGAUGGAUGUGCGUGCGACAUCUAUUGGCAUAACGUGAAUUAUCAUGAUGUAAAUGCACUGAUCAAAAGUCCUCGUUCCAAAAUUAACAAAUUCCCAGUAACUGAAAUUAUUAGCAGUUCCUCAGGUAUGUCCGAUUUAUCAAAGAAAAUUUCUCUUACACGAGCAAUUUCUUCGAUGCGCCAAUUAUUCCCGUACGAAUAUCAAUUUUAUCCAUCAAGCUGGUUUAUUCCGGCUCAAUUUGAUGCAUUUGUGGAGCACUGCAACAGCUCAAGGCACAAUGCUUGGUAUAUUGUUAAACCAGAUGAUGGUGCUCAGGGAACAGGAAUUUAUUUGGUACAAAAUCCGGAUCAAAUCAAGGAGCCUGGUGCAAGACAGCUCAUCCAGGAAUAUAUCUCUGAUCCGUACUUAAUGGGCGAUAAUUUAAAAUUCGACUUUCGUGUUUAUGCUGUUAUCAAAAGUAUCAAUCCACUAUCCAUUUAUGCAGCGCAUGAAGGUAUGGCUCGUUUUUGCACAGAAAGGUAUGAGCGGCCGGCAACAUCGAAUUUCGGAAAUUUAUACGCUCAUUUAACAAAUUAUUCAUUAAAUAAAGAAAAUGAUGCUUACAUCCACAGUUCAUCGCUGCAUGAUCAGAUGAAAGAACCUGUGUUACUGGAAGUAAAUUCGGCACCAAGCUUAACAAUCGAGCACUAUCUUUCAAGCAAUCCUCCAGAUGAAGAUGCAGAAAACAACGAAUUACUGAGAGUUCGCUCGGUUGUCGAUGAGGUAAGCCUUUUUGCUUUAGUAAGAAUUUUGUAA